Molecule: messenger RNA, 2190 nt
Organism: Symbiodinium natans
Lineage: Eukaryota; Dinophyceae; Suessiales; Symbiodiniaceae
Source: the annotation of a GenBank genome assembly
AUGCGCGGUUGCGUGAAACGAUUACUGGCAACCAGGUGGGUGGGGAGGAGGCUGGAGGAGGAGGGCGGGGCAGAGUCGUAUCACUUCGGCUCCUCAUCAUACGUGGCAGCCUUCGGUGAGAAGCCGCCUGUGGAUGUCAAGAUGCUCCGCAGCAGCACCGUGGAGUACUUGGAGGCCUUCGACGCAAAGUCCUGGCACGAGGAUCCCGUACGCACGCUUCUUCGAGGCGAUCCUUUGGAGGGGGGCGAAGAGGUCGACACGGUGGACGCCUUUGGCAGUGUCAAUGGCAAGCAGAUUCUGGCCACCAGCGCUGGUGUCGAUGCCGUGCUCGCACAUAUGCAGCAGGUUGCCGUUGGCAAGGACUUCCGAGACGGCGUGCGGCGCAUCGAAGCACGACUCCUCUCCAGCCAUGCAGCGCAGCUGAUUGGAAACCAGGCGAUGGACUUCCACAAGCAGGACGGCGUCACGGAGAUCGAGGAGUCCAUCGAGGCGAACGUGGUGGAGAGGAAGCUGAACGACCUCCUCCUUGAGGACGAGCGCGCCGGCCGCGUGCGGGUCCAGCGGCAGCCGGCCCUCGUCGGCUGUGUUUCCAACUUCUCCAACUUCCUGGACCUUUGCCGCAAGACCCUUCGCAACAUCGAGCUGGGAGUGCCGGUGCUGGUUCUGAGCCGCUCCAACACGACGCAGCACAUGUUUCGGUGGACGCAGCUCCUGCUUGCUGAGCUCCGCAAGGAGAACAUCGACACAUCACUGGUGAGCUACCUCUCGUGCACCAUUGCGGAGCAACGGCGCGUCAUGAAAGCCCUGGCCCACUGUCCACUCUAUCUGACCGGUAGCCGCGAGGUGGCAGCGGCCAUCAAGGAGCUGAUGCCCUACACUUUCGCGAGCACUGGUGGGCCCAACACCAUGGUUGCGCCGACGCUGGAUGCUGAUACUGAGGCCGCGAUCCGCAUGUCGAGCACCAUCGAGAACAGCGGGCAGUGCACGGCCAUGAGGCACCUGGUGACCGAGUCUUGCAGCAAGGAGGACCUGCAGAGGAUCUUCAAUCCGGUGCAAGGCACCGAGUCAGCAGCCGACAGCUUGAGACGAGGUGCUUUCGAUGGGCUCUUCACCAGCUGGGCCCGAAGCUUUCAGGCCCAGGCGGGGUACCAGCUCCUCGAGGCCUCCCCCGCGACUCAGCCGGUCGCGUAUCGCAUUGCUGAGAACCUCACCCCGACGGGCCUGGAGGAGAAUUGGCGGCGGGUCUACCUGGAUGUGAGCCGUCCGCCGGCCGGAAAUUCCAUCACGGAUGGGAGUUACCUCCAGGCCCUGGCGAGAUGGCUCACCGUUGAGCAGCCCAUCACACUCGCCGUCAACGGCGACGACAAGUCGGGCUUUAGCAUGAUGUGGAAGCUCUUCGAGUCAACGGCCCAGGCAAUCUACAGCGUCGGCCGGGCGGGCCGGCCGGCCCUGACGGCGCAAGCUCGGCCGCAGGAUGGUGAGAUCUUCGGCGAGUUUCCUCCCCGCGCGGAUAUGCACCUCUACACCCAGGGGCCCGUCUUUGUUCCUUCGAGCACGCCAAGCUACAUGGCGCGCUACGAGACGGCGCACCUGGCUGCGUGCGCCGGCCGUGCGCCGGAGGCUUUGGGGCAAGGCGCUCUCCUGGCCCUUCUGCGUGCGGCGGACGAAGAGCACGUGACCGGCUACGCGGUGCUGCUGGCCGAGUACUUGAAGGACAGCUGCGGCCCCAAACUUGGCUGCGGACAGCGGACCACUCUCUGGGGCCUCCAGCGGCCGCCGCUGUCUCCAGUCUCGACAAUCUUGCGCCUCGCGGCCACGGACCGCCUUGCUGCUUUCGCCCUGCACUUGCUUCCUUUCGUGCUCACCAAUGCGAAGGAAGGCCUCGUCGUCUCCGUGGCCCAGGAUGCGCCAGCCAGACACCUCGAAGCUGCGAGGUCGGUGUGCGACGGCCUCGGGGUGCCUUGUCACGUCGAAGAUGCCGCAGCGUUUGACAACCGCCGCCUCAAAGACCAACCGUGGAACACCAUCGAGCUGCAGGCAGCUCCAUGCCAAGCAGAGGAUCUUCCCAUGGUCGACCACUUUGUUCUGAGGCUGCUGCCCAUGGGCCACAUCAAGUCCACCACAGAGAAGGAUGAGGACUUUGUGAACAUCUUCAAGAAGUCGCCGAAGUGGCUCCGCUUCGCCCAGUGA